Messenger RNA from Peromyscus maniculatus bairdii (prairie deer mouse), 5848 nucleotides. RefSeq names its product thymocyte selection associated family member 2 (gene Themis2). Gene Ontology annotation, biological process: T cell receptor signaling pathway. NCBI's taxonomy places the organism in Eukaryota, Metazoa, Chordata, Mammalia, Rodentia, Cricetidae. The record is from RefSeq and is a predicted model, not a curated record. Gene Ontology annotation, cellular component: nucleus; cytoplasm.
CCGGCUGCAGACGCCUCUGAGCCCUCGCCUAGGACCAUGGAGCCCGUGCUGCUGCAGGACUUCGUGAGCCUCCUGGACCCCGCCUCCCUUCCGCGCGUGCUGCGGGUCUGCUCCGGAGUCUACUUGGAGGGUUCCGUCUAUGAGCUCUUUGGGAAUGAGUGUUGCCUCUCCACAGGGGACCUGAUCAAGGUCACCCAUGUUCACCUCCAGAAGGUGGUCUGUGAAAACCCAGAGACGGGUCAGACCUUGGAUCUCAACCCCAACUUCUCAGGCCUCUUCAGCACCCUCACCAGCCUGCAGAGCUACAGAACCCUGGACGAGCUCAUCUCUGCCAUGCCUCAGAACGGCACACAGCGGCCCAUUUACUUCAAGUCAACUCAAAGAAUUGUCACAGAGGCCAGGGUGGUGCCCGCGGACCAGCCUCUCAGGCUUGAGGCUGUGGAGAUGCAUCAUGGGACCCGCUAUGCACGCUGUGUCCAGGUCUCAAAGACCCAGGAGGUCAUCCUCCAUCUGCCCCUUUCCCAGAAUGGACCCUUCUGGAGAUGCAAGCCCGGUCCCCCACAAACCCUGCUCCAAAUCCUGCAGGACCCAACCAUGACGGGCCUUAUGCUCACCUGCCCCAGCCUGCCCUGGCGCACCAUGACCCUGAAGCCCCAGUACAUGCUCCAAGCCUUGAUGCACAUGCGCCGCACCAUCGUCAAGAUCCCGUCCACCCUGGAGGUGGAGGUAGAGGACGUCACCGCCUCCUCCCAGCACAUCCACUUCAUCAAACCGCUGCUGCUGAGUGAGGUCCUGGCCCAGGGAGGCCCCUUCCCAAUGGCCGCGGAGAUCCUGGAGGUUCCCGAGGGCCCACCCAUCUUCCUCAGCCCGUGGGCGGCCUCCCUACGCAAAGGCCAAAGGCUCUGCAUCCACGGGCCAGCCUCGCCAUCCUGGCGGGUGGUGGCCUCCAGCAAGAGCCGAAGAGUUCCCAGAUACUUUUUUCUCUCUGGGGCCUACCAGGGCAAGCUGAGGCGGAGGCCAAGGGAGUUCCCCACGGCCUAUGACCUUUUGGGUGCUCUCCAGCCAGGCCGACCCCUCCGGGUGGUGGCCACAAAAGACUGUGAUGGGAACGAAGAGGAGAAUCCUGGAUUUUCUUUCCUGGCUGUGGGUGAUCGGCUGGAGGUGCUGAGUCAAAGCCAGGUCUGCGGGACCCAGGGCCAGGACAUAGAUGUCUUGAUAUGUCAGCGUCUGAGUGAGCAGGCCGGGGAGGAAGAGGAGGAGUUGGAGGAGGAAGAGGAGGAAGUGGAGAGCAAAGAACAGAUUCUGCUACCCCUCUACCUCUCUGGGAGCUUUGUGGAGGAGGUGACUGAUGGCCGGCGCUAUAGCCUAACAGAUCUCACUGCCCAGUUCUCCCUGCCCUGUGAGGUCAAGGUGGUGGCCAAGGAUGCCCGGCACCCUACUGACCCUCUGGUCUCCUUCCCGGGCCUGCGGCUGGAGGAGAAGCUCACAGAACCCUUUUUGGUGGUAGGCCUGGACUCCCAGGCAGAAAUGUGCUUUGAAAUCCCUCCCAGGUGGAUGGACCUGACGGUAGCGGAGGUUGAGGAGCAGCCCGGUCAGGUGGCUGGGCCACUCUCUGUCGCUAGGGUGGAGGAACUGUCAGAAGCCUUCUACUACAGUCUCCGGAGGCUGCCGGCCCCUGAGAGCCAAGCGCCCCCGCCCAGGCCCCCAAAGAGCAAGGGUAUCAGUGUGCAGAAGCAGAUCAUACAGAGCUGCAAAGAGGACAGUGUGCAGUCUCCAGUUAUAGGACAACAGGAAUCCUACCCACAGCCUGAACCCAAGGCAAAGACGACCUUGGAAGACCUCCCCAAGGACAAAGCAAGUCUGUACAGCAAGAUUGCUGCCCACGAGAAAGACCUUAAAUCCAAAACCCAAACCCAGAAUUCAGUGGUGGGCAUGAAACCCAAAUCCUCGAGCACACUCAACAAAUAUUCUAUCAUUGAGUCAUACCCCCUGCCUGACCCAGAUAUGGAUGACCACGACUAUGAAGAAAUUUGAGCCCUUUCAGAAAAUCAUCUAGGUGCUGGGGAGGCCACAGUUCCCAGCUGCUGCUGCCCAGGGAGUUGGGAUACCAGCUAACUCUUGAGAGACCUAGGGCAGUCUCCAGGGACUCAGACUCAGACGGGCAUGGAACUGAAAAUGGGACAGACACUAUUCCUACCUUGCUGUAGAAUAAUCCUUCCCCAUACUGUGAGUAUGUAUUGCUCUCAUUGGUUAAUAAAACGCUGAUUGGCCAGUAGCCAGGCAGGAAGUAUGGGUGGGUGACCAAACUAAGGAUGACGGGGAGGAGAAGGGCAGAGUCAGGAGUCGCCAGGCAGGUGCCAAGGGAGCAGGAGAUGAACGUAAAGGUAUCCCUACAUGGCAGAAUGUAAAUAAGGAAUAUGGGUUAACUUAAAAUGUAAGCGCUAGUUAGUAAUAAGCCUGAGCUAUUGGCUGAGCAUUUAUAAUUCGUGUAAGCCUCUGUGUGUUUGUUUGGGACAGGACAGGAAAUGUCCAAUUACACUGCCUCCUUUGGGUUCUAGAGGGUUCCUACCUCUGCCUGGUCCCAGAAGUUUGCAUGUGAUGCUCUCAGCCUUUAGAGCUUUAGUGUUCAGAGAAGCCAUUUAAGUUCUGUCCACUCCUGUGCUUACCAGUUGUCCCACAACUAGGCGCAGAAGAAUCAAAGGCCACCAGCUUCAGUACUGCCUGCCUCCUGGUAAAGGGAAGUCAGUCCUCCCGGCACCACCCAGUGUUCGCCACCUCCUUUGUCUGCUUCUGCAGUCCAGGCUGUGCCCAGCGGCAGACAGUAUUCUCCAUGUUGGUAGAACCCAGCUCAUGGUAAAUGGGCUUGUACAAAUAUAAAUGUGAGAAUUUGCCUCCAAGAACAAAACUUUCGGUAGGACUUUACGUCUCAAAAUCUGUUAGUGGAACUAAGAGAGCUAAUUCACAAAGAUGGAGGGACUGGAGAUGGCUCAGUGAUUAAGAGUCCUUUGCUGCUCUUGCAGAGGACCCAAGUUCAGAUCCCAGCACUCCCAUCAGGUGGCUCACAAUUGCUUGUAACUCCAGCUCCAGGGCAUCUACGACCUGUUUCUGGACUCUGUGGACACUAUACUCAUCUGCACAACCCUGCCCACCCCCACAAAAAUAAGACACAAUUAAAAAAAUUUAAAGCUGGGCUUGGUGGUGUACACCUUUAAUCUCAGCACUCUGGUGGAGGAAGAGACAGGUGGAUAUCUGUGAGUUCAAGGCCUGAUUGAUCUACAUAUUUAUUAAGGAAAAAAAAAAACAACAAGAAACUAAUGGAGACCCAAAGCUGUGGAAAUCUGGCAUGCUUUUUAAAAUAAUUUAUUUUUAUGUGCAUUGGUAUUUUGCUUGCAUGUAUGAGGAUGCCAGAUCCCCUAGAACUGGAGCUACAGACAGUUGUGAGCUGCCAUGUGGGUGCUGGGAACUAAACCCAGGUCCUCUGGAAGAACAGCCAGUGUGCUUAACCACUGAGUCAUCUCUCCAGCCCCAAGGCAUGCUUUGAGUGGUGCUGUAACAUGGUUAAAGCUGCUAGGUGACUACCCAAGAUCAUUUCAGGCUAAAGCCCAGACUCAAAAUGACAUGCACUUCUGUAUGAAUAAUUUAUUAAGUCUUACCUGGGCACCAGACCCUUUAAAAACCAAACCUUGAGCUCUUGGAGAGAAACGGCAGCCUGAUUUUAAAGAUUAGGAAACAGGCUUAGCAACUGAUGUUCUCAGGAGGUAGACCACCACAGUGGUUAAGGAGAAGGCUCCAAAAGGCAAAGUCUGGAUUAGGUUCCCAGCAUACCAUGUACCAAAUGCCAAUUUCAGCCACUUGUUUCACUUUAGGCUUUAGUUUCAGGACAUCUAAAGAUUGUUUUAAGGAUCAACUGAUAUAUCUGCAAGGCAUUUGGUACCUGUACUUGGCACUCAAUGUUAGCAUUGCUGGUAACCAAGCCAGACUAGCACAGUGCCACACAGCUGUGUCUGCCAUCCUGGUUUCCAUGCUACAGUCUCAUCAUGUCCAGAGGUAGAGAUAAAAGGACAAACACAAACCUUUGUCCAUGUAACUACCAAGGUUGGUUUAGGCAUGUUGGGUGAGGCCAUCUGUCAGAUCCAGGGAAAUGUGGGAACUGAAAGCUGGUGAAGUCACAGAAUUUAGCCCUAGGCCACCAGAGAAGACAGCAGAUAAAUGGAUGCUGAAUUUACAGCUGAUGUGAGAAGACUGGGUCCAGUUUCUGAUCGGAUCCCAGGCACCUACUCCUGUGCAUGCUCCUGAGUCUGCUCCUCUCUGGGCUGCCUGGACCUGUCUUUGCAGGUCCUCUGACCUUUAUACCCUUGAAUGGAGUUCUCCAGGUGGUUCCUACAGGCUGCUGGCCAGUCCCAACUACGGGUUUCUCAUCUACCAGUUUCUACUGCCUCUCCCCUAGAAGUCAAUGUUCCUUGUACUGGAAGAUGCAGGGACAGACAGUGGAGAGAAGCAGUAAGAUCUUGACAGAAAGUUCCUUCCUGGCUCUCAACUACCAGAGGGUGGAUCAACAUACAAGGUGCCUCUAGUUUUCCCUUCCACGUACAAGUUCAAUCUUGGCACAAAAGGAGGGCAGAAAAGAGGGCUACCAGUUCCUAGGAAAUAGGAUUUCCGGGGCUUGGAGAGACAGCUCAGUAGUUAAGAGGACUGGGCGUUCUUGCAGAGGGCCCAGGUUUAGUUCCCAGCACCCACUCCACUGCUCACAACUGUCAUCCAGUUCCUGGGAUUCUGACCUUCUCUUCUGGUUUAUGUGGGCUCUACAUGAACAUAGCGCAUAUACAUGGAGGCAAAAUACUUAUACACAUGAAAAAUAAAAAAAGAAUUUCUGAGUAAUCAGAUGCUUCAUUGUAGACAAAGGCAGCAAUUUCUUAGCUUGGAAACCAUGCUUAAAGGAAUUACAGGGACUGGGGAGGUGGUCUAGUAGGUAAGGUGUUUGCUAUAUUGAGGAUGAUGGCCUGAGUUUGGAUCCACAGCACCUACAUGGAAGUUGGCCUAGUGGCAUGUAUUUGUAACCCUAACAUUGGGAGGUGGGGCCAAGAGACAGGCAGAUCCCAGGGGUUCACUGGGUAGCUGGUUUAGCUGAAACAUCAAGUUCUAAGGUCCCAGAAAUACAUGGCUGAGGGAGAUGCCUGGUGUCAACCUCUAGCCAUACGUGCCUCCAUGGGUAGAUGUCCUCAGCCAGUGUCGGACUGCGCUUCAACACAAGCUGAUUUUUCUGAGUAAUGGCAUUUGCUCGGGGAACCAUCAGAGGACUUGUUUCCUUUCCCUCAACAAGAUGGACAAGUGGGAAGGAUAUUACAAUGGGGCUGGGGAUGCCCCUUGAGCAAUGGCCUUCCAAGUGAUGACUAUACACCAGUGAGUUCCCUUGCGAACAGAAAAUAAGUAUCAGCACUUUUUGUUUUGAGACAGGUCUCAUUGUGCAGCCUUGGUUGACUUGGAACUAGCUAUGUUAGACCAGGUUGGCUCCAAAUUCAAGAGAUCUGCUUGCCUCUGCCUUCCGAGUGCUGGGAUUCAAGGUGUUGGUCAGUAUACCUGGCUCAUUUCUACUUCUGAAUGCUUUAUAAUAAGUAUAUUAAUAGGGUAAACUUAUAUAAAAGUUGCUAAACAAAAUAGGGUACAUGUCCAAACAUUUUACCAAUAUGAAGUUUCUCCCAGCUACAUUAUCUUUUUUCUUUUAGGCUUGUGAAAUCAACUGUACUAAAACAAAAUAAAACCAUUAAUCCACACUAAAUACUAAUUCUUACUCUGGCCUUUUUCUAGGUAAGCUUAGUAAAUGUUAUUUUUCAUGAUGCCCCAUUUCCCA